AGCAUUUAACAGUCUUCUACGAACAAUAACACUAGGGGUGCCUCAGGACUAAACGCCACAGAGAUCGUGGGACUGCUGGAGUGUUCAAAGGAAAGCGGUCUGAUAAGGCUAAAACCUUCUUAAAAGGGGCACUUAAAACCCUUGGCAAAAUGGGCAGGUGACACUGACUAGAUGUUAAUGAGGAGAACAUACCGCAACAAACUUACCGAAGUGGAAAAGGAUUAUUCUGUAAAAAAAAAACAAAAAAACUAGAGCUUGAAGUGAGGGCCAGUGAAGCAGGAGAAGCUGGUUGCCGAGGAAUGUAUAUUGACAUUUGUCUCUGAGGACUGAAGAGAGAGUCUUACUUGAUAAACGGCUGGACAACAAAAUUCUUUUAGAGUGAUAAAGAGACUGAAUGCCUGUAGCCUGUCCCUCUGAGUGGAGGUUGGCAAGUGAGCAGGGAUGGAUGUGUUUGGUGGAGCGCCACGGUUCCUAGCCUACCCUCGUCCAGUGGUUGUACAGAGUGGCACAGAUGCAGUUCUGAAAUGCCAGAUCAGUGGGGAUCCCAGACCAGCAGUUAUAUGGGAGAGAAACAAUGAGAAGAUUCACCCAGAGGGCAGAUACCGGGUGUUUGAGGAUGGCAAUGUCUACAACCUUAUCAUAACUUCUGUGACAAAGGAGGACAGUGGACAAUACAUCUGUAAGGCCAAGAACUGUAUUGGAGAGACGUACGCAGCAGCCACUUUGAAAGUAGAAGGCGAAGCACAGGAGAAGGAAUUUCGGGAGGAAAAUAAGCCGCGCUUCCUCAUCAAGCCCCUCUCGACUAGGGUUGGACGAGGAGAGGAUGCAAUGUUCUCCUGUAAGCUAUGGGGAAACCCUCGACCAGAAGUGAUUUGGGAGAAGGAUGGCAAGAAGUUGAAUGAGAUCUUUGAGAGCACACAUUUCACCAUCAGCUAUCAGGAUGGAGGGUGGUUCCAGCUAAAGAUUUUCAAGACAAGAGCACCAGACGGAGGGGUGUACACGUGUAAGGCCAGGAAUGAAUUUGGAGAGAGUCUGGCAGGGGCUGUGCUGUUGGUGGAUGCAGGACCAGGACACGAAGAUGAUGGGAACCGUAAUGGAUACACUAAUGGCCACUGGAAAGCACAUCAGGGAAAACAAAGAAGUGGUAGGCAAGUUGCAACAAGGCUGAAAGAUGACCUACUACCAAACUCAGCCAAAGUGAAAAUGUUUGCAGUGACAGAAGGGAAACAUGCAAAGUUUCGUUGCUAUGUAACUGGGAAGCCAAAACCAGAAAUAUUAUGGAGGAAAGAUGGGAGACUUAUCUUGUCUGGGAGACGGUAUCUCCUGUAUGAAGACAGAGAGGGUUACUUCACACUUAAAGUUCUCUACUGCAAACAACAGGACAAUGGAGUUUAUGUCUGUUCUGCUUCAAACACUGCAGGCCAAACCCUGAGUGCUGUACACCUUAUUGUCAAAGAGCCACCUGUUCGAUUUAAGCAGCCACUCAACGACUUGCAAGUAUGGGAGAGAGACUUGGCUGUUCUUGAGUGUGAAGUUCCUGAGGACUCUGUUCCAAUCACAUGGUACUUAGAAGACAGACGACUACAGCCUGGAGCCAAAUAUGGGAUGGAAGAGUGGGGGACAAAGCGUCGACUGACAAUUCGUGAUAUUGGAGUUGAUGACGAUGGGAUUUAUCUAUGCGAGAUGGCUGAUGGGGGUAGAAGCAUUGCAGAGGUAGCAGUCAAAGGCACUAUAGUAAGAAAGCUGCCACGAAAAGUUGAUGUCCUGGAGGGGGAAAAUGCAGCCUUCUGUGUGGAGGUGGAGGAGGAGGAAAUGGACAUUCAUUGGUACAAAGAUGGAACAGAGCUAAGGGAGACCCAUCAGACCAUUCUCAAAUCUUUUGGAAGGACACACAUUUUGGUCUUUGUAAACACCACACCACAAGACUCUGGCUUGGUCAUGUUCUAUGUGGGUAGAUCAAAAACUUCAUCUCAGCUACGGGUGAAAGCGGCAAGGCACUGUCCACCAAGCUGUCCAAUUGGGGUACAGAUAAACACAGAACGAGCGAAUGCAGCUCUUCUUUCCUGGUUUCCAGCACAAGACUCUCGAAAGAAUCCACCUUCAGGGUACAUAAUUGAGAGACAAGAGGUUGGCUCACAAGAGUGGCUGCAAUGUUUGACUACAGACUCUGCAACCUCAGUGGAGAUUCUUGGCGACAGUGUUCCAUGCGAGGCAGACUACAGAUUUCGGAUUUGCAGUGUCAACAAAUAUGGAAGGAGUGGAAAUGUAGAGUUCCCUCGAGCAGUUCACCUUGUUCCAGUUGCCAGAAUCCAAGCACCUCUACAAGAUGCUUUAGUACCAGAGGGCCAGGAUGCCUGUUUUACCAUUGAGCUCUCUGCCUCAGUAAUAGGCACUUGGUUUCUAAAUGGAAAUCAGCUUCAAGACGAUGACCGCUUCUCAAUAAGGCGUUCACGUACACACCAGUCCCUACGCAUCCGCGGGGUACGAGACACAGACAAUGGAGCAGAGAUCACCUUCAUUGCUUACGGAAUUCGAGAUUCUGCUGCUUUGUAUAUACAAGCUCCACUGGUAAAGUUCACUCCACUUUCUGAAAUGGAUCGAAACAAAUUUGUGGAGGUUGGCAACCCUAUAGUACUCUACUGUGAGCUGUCAGACCCUGAGGCUCCAGUUCGUUGGUAUAAGAAUGGUGUUGAACUUAAUUCAAUGGAAGGUCUGCAUAUCCAAUCAGAAGGAACAAUGAGGAGGAUUGUCAUCCAAUCAGCGGAUUUUUCCCACUCAGGAGUGUACAGCUGCGACGCUAUUGAUGACGUUAUCAGGUUUAAUGUGGAGGUUGAGGCCCCACCAGUGAGGUUCUCAGUUCUUCCGGAGGGUGAGAGGAACAAAUCCAUUGAAGCAGGCUCAACAAUAGCACUGCAAUGUGAGCUCUCAGAUCCACUCGCCCAGGUCUCCUGGUACAAAGAUGGUGCGAAACUACUGCCACAAAGUGGACUAGACUUCAAUUCCGAGGGCACAAAGAGGGAACUGUUUGUCCAAUCAGCUGAAUUUUACCACUCAGGGGUGUAUAGCUGCAAGACAAGGGGUGAUGCUGUCCACUUCAAUGUGGAUGUUAAAGCCCCACCUGUGAGGUUCUCAGCUGUCCCAGAGGUUAAGCGGAGAAAGUGCAUUGAAGCAGGCUGCCCCAUUAUUCUGCAGUGCGAGAUUUCAGACUCUACUGCACAGGUCCAGUGGUACAAAGAUGGGGAUCAGCUCCUUGUAGAAUCUGGAGUAGACAUCAAAUCAGAUGACUGCAUGAGAACACUCAGUAUUCAGUCAGCACACCCAUCUCAUGCCGGUGUGUACAGCUGCACAACAAAGGAUGAUGUCAUCAAGUUUCAAGUGGAGAUAAGAGCUGAACCAGUGAGAUUCUCAGCUGUUCCGGAAUCUGAGAAGAAUAUAUGCACUGAAGCUGGUGGCCACUUUGAACUCCACUGUAAGGUCUCAGAUCCUACAGUCCAUGUCCACUGGUUCCACAACAAUACACAGCUUCAGCCAGAGACUGGUUUGGAUAUUCAGUCAGAGGGAGAUGCAAGGACACUGGUAGUCAAUCCAGCUGAGCCUAGUCAUUCUGGAUUGUACCGCUGUGAAACAUCUGAUGACUCUGUCCAGUUCACUGUGGAUAUCAAAGACCCACCGGUGAUGUUCUCAACAUUACCAGACACUGUGAAGAACCAGCUGGUUGAAGCAGACUACUCCACUGAUAUGCAAGGUGAGAUCUCAGAUCCAAAUGCCAAGGUGUGUUGUUACAAGGAUGGUGUAGAGCUCGUCUCAAAAAGUCAGCCUCAUAUCAAAUUGGAGUGUACCAGGAGGACGUUGGCUGUCAAGACAGCACAGCCCUCUAACUCUGGAUGGUACGACUGUGUGAGAACGGGCGAUGUCAUCCAGUUUAAUGUACAAGACAAAGUGCCACCACCAAGAUUUUUGGCUGAUCCUGAAGUUGAGAUGACCAAAUGCAAUGAAGAAAUGGAACCUGCUGCACUGCAUUAUGAGAUCUCAGAUCCCACUCCAAAUGUCAGCCAGACCAAAGAUGAGGAGGUCAUGCUUCCUCAUUCUGAACCUGCAGCUGAAUUUAAACCUGAUUUGGAACUUGAAUCUAAAUCUGAAUUUGAACCUGAAUCUGAUCCUGAAAUUCAUUCAGAUGCAUCUAGAGGAACUUUAAUCAUCCACUCACCUGAUUCAUCUCUUUUUGAAGUAAACAGCCCAAAGACACCAGAUGAUCCCAUCCAGUUUGAAAUGGACCAAGCAGAACUGUCUCACUAUGAGGUGUUCAGUGGUGAUACCUAUGAUGACUCUGUCCAGUGCACUGUGGAUAUAAAAGAAGAGUUCCUGAGAAGAUCGGGAACUGAGGCUGAGAUCAGAUCUGAAAAAGAGAACAACAAACUCACAGCGGAAAGAUCUGGAGAAGGCACCCAAAUGUCCAUUCCAACAACCUUCAGACUGACCGAAGAGGAACCGCAGCCAGAACCUAUGCUACAACCAAUGCUACAUCCACAGUUACAACCAAUGCUACAUCCACAGUUACAACCAAUGCUACAUCCACAGUUACAACCGAUGCUACAUCCACAGUUACAACCAAUUCUACAACCACAGUUACAACCGAUGCUACAACCCCAGAUACAACCGAUGCUACAACCCCAGAUACAACCGAUGCUACAACCCCAGAUACAACCACAACUGCAACCUCAGCUACAACAGCUGGAACCACAGUUGCAACCAAUGAACCAGAAGAGUACUUCAAUUUCCGAAGAUGAGGGCUCAAAUCAAAUACAAGAGAGUGAUUUGGAUCAAGAUGUCUUAGCUUUUAAGGUGGAUGUUGAAGCCUCGAGGACAAAUUCCACACCAAUUUGUGGAAUGGAUGAGCACUUUCCUAUUGAUGCAGACUGUUCCAGUGUACUGCUAACUGAGAGCUCUGACCACACAACUCAAGAAAAACCUAUAUCCUGCCAACAAGAUGAAGCAACAGUGAUAUCCAAUGAACCUCCAACACAGAAAGAGCACAUCCAGUCAUCAAAUAUAUGUCUGCAAGAAGCACAUGAGACCGUUACCAAGGAUGAAUUUGCUUAUCAAGAGGAACUGAAAGAAUCUGGUCAUAAAGAAGAAUUAUUUACACAACCAUUUGAAACUGAAGUUGUCCGACCCAUUGAAGGUGAUUCUCCAGUUCAUUGGUACAAGGACAAAAUACAAUUUUACUCUGAAAAUGAAAAUGGAAAUAUUCUUGAAAUGAAGGAAGAUGUACGAAGACUGAAUGCUCCAGUCACUGACUUGGGUCAAUCAAAGGAUGAUGACAUAAUAUUUAAGGUGGAUGUCCAAGCUACAUCUUUGCAAACUUCAAGUAUCCAUGAGACUGAAAAGAGCGAGUCAAAUGAUGAAACAGUCAUUGCUAAUUUUUCACAACCUGAGGUAUCAAGCACAAUGGCAGAGGUGUGCUGGUACAAGGAAGGUGAGGAUCUCCAACAAUGUGACGUUAUCACCCAAUCUGAGGAGACUUUCAGAGCUCUUGUUGUCAAAACAUCCGAGCCGUCUCACUCUGGGGAACAUGCUUGUGAGACAGAUGAUGUCACCGUCCAGUUUGCAGUGGACCUACCAGCUCUUCCAGUGACGUUCUCCAGUGUCCCUGAGGCUCAACGGACCAAAUGCAUUGAGUCAGGAAGACCCUUUAAACUGCAAUGCGAAGUCUCACACCCUGAUGCGCAAGUCUGGUGGUACAAAGAUGGGAAUGAGGUGCUUCCUCAAGAUGAUAUUGUCACUGUGAAUGAGGAAGCAAUGAGAACACUCUCUGUGCAAACUGCUGAAUUAUGUCAUAGCGGGACAUACAGCUGCCAGACAAAUAAUGACCUCAUCACAUUCCAUGUGGAAAUCAAAGCUCCAUCACUGAAGUUCAUUCCAAUUUCAGAAGUGGAGAAGAACAAGUCCACAGAAGUAGACUCACCAAUCGUUCUGAAAUGUGAGCUAUCAGACGCUACCGCUCAGGUGCUCUGGUGUAAAGAUGGUAAAGAGCUGGCCCUAAACCCUGGGCUAAAUUUCCAAACAGAUGGAAAUAUGAGGAAACUAACUGUUCAAUCAGCAAAACUGUCUGAUACUGGAAACUACACCUGUCAUGUUCCAGGUGAUACCGUAUCAUUCGUGGUGGACGUUCAAGCUCAUCCUGUAAGGUUCUCAGCACUCCCAGAAAUUGCAAGGAACAAGUUUAUUGAAGCAGGCUGUCCCAUUAUACUUCAGUGUGAAAUCUCAGACCCUACUGCCCAAGUUUCCUGGCUCAAAGAUGGAGUCAAACUCCAACAAGACAGUGGACUUGACAUCCAAUCAGAGGGCACUAUGAAGACAAUGAUCAUCCAUUCUGCUGAGCUCAAACACUCAGGCGUGUACAGCUGUGAGGCUGUGGAUGAUCGCAUAGCAUUCAAGGUGGAUGUUGCAGCUCCACCAGUGAUGUUCUCAGCUGUUCCUGAGAUUGAGAAGAACAAGUCAGUUGAAGCAGGCUGGCCAGUCAUUCUCCAAUGUGAGAUAUCAGAUCCUACAGCCCUGGUCCAAUGGUACAAGGAUGGAUUACAGCUCCUACCUCAAUCUGGGGUUUACAUCAAAUCACAGCACACCAUGAGGACACUGGUUAUCCAAUCAGCAAAUGUAUCCCACUCUGGGUUUUACAGUUGUAAUACUGCUGAUGGUAUCAGUGAAUUUUUUGUGGAUGUUAAAGAUCCAUUCUGCUGCUUUUAUGGGCUCCUUAACCAUUUCCAUAAUGCAGGAAUAUUUUUGAAGCUUCACAAGUUUGUUUGCAAUUUUUCCACCAACUUGUGCCAUCCUUAGAUGCUAUUUAACCAGCAUAUUGGUUCUCUUUACUUAUAAAAUAAAAAAACACUUACGCUGGACAAGCAUGCCUUGUAACCAUUAUUAUCUGUGCUUAAUAGCACUUCAUUCUCACAAAGCUUUCAUUAACUCUUCAUUCUCUUUUUCUUUGUAUUUCAUUUGGCUUAUAGAGUGGAGAAAGAGUUCAACAGGGCUGGCCAAGCAAUCAUCAUCAGUGCUUGAAUUGCAUGUUUAACAUGUCAUACUUGUGUGACUAAGUAAAAGUAGCAUAACAAAAAACUAAUGACCACUUCCUUCUC
Messenger RNA from Rhinichthys klamathensis goyatoka, 7136 nucleotides. RefSeq names its product obscurin-like protein 1. Lineage: Eukaryota; Metazoa; Chordata; Actinopteri; Cypriniformes; Leuciscidae. The transcript has 22 exons. The record is from RefSeq and is a predicted model, not a curated record. Gene Ontology annotation, molecular function: protein binding. The coding region runs from base 442 to 6837 and encodes 2131 amino acids.